Onychostruthus taczanowskii (white-rumped snowfinch) is the source of this 2089-nucleotide messenger RNA. RefSeq names its product chromosome unknown C19orf44 homolog (gene CUNH19orf44). The coding region runs from base 140 to 2023 and encodes 627 amino acids. The transcript is spliced from 8 exons. NCBI's taxonomy places the organism in Eukaryota, Metazoa, Chordata, Aves, Passeriformes, Passeridae. The record is from RefSeq and is a predicted model, not a curated record.
GCCCGCUCUAGCCCGGCCCAGAGAAGCCUCCGGUGCCUCGGGCUGGGCGGACUCGGCGGCGUUCUCCCGACCCUGCUCCGCCCCUGCCGCCCGUCCUGCGCCGUUCAGCGCUGGCCCGGCCCGGCCCGUCCCGUCCCGGAUGGCCGCGAUCUCUCGGGCACCCGCGGGCCGAGGGCAGGGCCGCAGCCAUGUACCCCGCAGGACCGGCACCCGUGGUGACUUAACGGUGGUGGACAGAGAGCUGGAGAAUGCUGGAAGAACUCUGUCCCGCCAUGGCCGGUUCCUGAAGCUGUGCGAUGGAAGCGCUGGUGGGACGCAGCGGAGCCAGCGGCCGGGAAGCGCCGUGUGGGCAGGGAGCAGCCGCGCAGCCCCGAGCGCUGCGGGCAGCGCCGCCCACACGCGGCUAAACGCAGUCCUGAAUAAAGUGGCGCAACUAGAAAGCAAAAUCAUGGGUCAAAAAAAGCACCUGGAACUGCAGAACACCGACUCUGGCCUGAAGCCUUUGGCUGAGGGGUGCGCCUCCUCCGCCUCUGGGCAUGAAGGUAGUGCCAAGGGCAAGAGGUACUGGAAGAAUUAUGGUACCACCAGUGGGAAUGGGACCUGCAGGGAUGCCUGUUCUGGGGAAGAGGAGAGCAUGCAAAGCCCUGAAAGGAGUGUUAUGGUUAAACAACAGCUUGAUCUGGAUAGUGAUGAAGAGGAAAUGAGAGAAUUGAUGGAGAGCUCUUUGGGGUUUUCCAGUGGAAGUGGGAAUCAGAAGGUUCUGAGUAAGACUCCAGUUCUAUCAGGAAAGGCUCCUCCACCUCGUAAGGAAGUUUCAUCGGCAGAGUUAUCUAAAGCAUCUUCUUCUCACAACAAAGACUCAGAAAAAAGUGUGUUUGGUAGAGUUAAUUCACCAGCACCACCCACCAGCAGAAACCUGUCAGGACAUCCCACAUCUUCCAUGAAAGACAACACUGUAAAGAGUGCUCUGCCUGAAGCAGGCUACACCAAGCAAAGCCAAGAAUCCAUUGAAAGUGUCAGAAGUGAAAUAAAGUCAUUAGAUGAAUUAUUUUCUGAAGGAGCUGAUGCAGAAGAUCCAUCCAGCAGCAGUUUGAAAUACUUUGGACUGAAUAUCAUGAGCCUUGAUGAUUUGGCACCAGAUACUACCAGUAAGGCAGCAGAAUUAAAACAGAAAGGAGAAGACAUUCAGUUUACUCAAGAAUCAAACAAGUAUGUGAAAAAAGAUACAUUGCUGGUGGAAGAGGACCAGGCCACUGUAAAAAUGACCAGUGCAGUAACUGCCGUGAGUGAUUCUUCUAUAGAAGAAGUUGAAAAAUGUGUCUCCGAAGCUGAAAUCUCUGAACAUUUAAGUGGAGUUUCCUCAGAUUUCCCUCCACACAAACGGGAUUAUCUUAAUCAGAAUGAGAGUACUCUUAAUUCAGAAUAUUCUGAAGACUUUGAAAGGUCUCUGUCUGCAGCAGACAGGGAAUCUGUAGAGGGACAUGCGGAGAGCUGCAGGUGUUCUGGAGCACACCCAUCUUCAGGGUCAUCCCCGCUGGUCGCCCCAGAGCAGCCCCGGGGGCACCAAGUGAGCGUCAGGGAAACUGCAGUCCAGACAGCAGAGCCUCCCUUCACCUACUGCUGGGCAAAGGCCAGUAAUUGUGAUGCUAUCCUCUGCACAGCAAACCCCGCUGCAGUGCUCGCCCCACCUGUCGGAACCACCUGCAUUGAUCCAGUGCCAAUUGCCAGUCACGUGAUCAGCAUGGACGCAGUAGAAGCCCUGACCGCGUACAGCCCCUCGGUUCUCGUCUUGCACGCCGUGUGCAAGCAGCACCUGAUGCUGACCCAGCAGUUUGUCGAGAACGUUCGCCACCUUCACACAGCCCUCGUGGAGUCAUUAGAGCACGAGAAGUUUCACUACCAUACCCUGGAAGAGGCUAAAGAGUACAUCAAGAAUCACAAAUCCCCACCUCUAACCAUUGAGCAAGCGCUUGAAGAAAUUCGGAGAGAGCCCAGGAGAAAUAACUGCUGGGACAGUUAUUGAACUUCAAGUGACAUUUAUAUUCACAGGUCUAAGGCUGAAACAAUAAACCUUUUCAAGUUGCACAGA